CAAGAAUUUAUCUUUUUCACUCUUUUACACUACUGUGGAUAUUAACAAAAUGGACAAACAAAUAGAGUUUGUAGAACGAUAUGUCUCUAACACACCGAAGCCGUCUUUCAACCACCUUGUUCGAAAGGAGCAAAAGACAAUUGAAAAAAUCUCUAUCCUAAUAGAAACUCCAACUGCGUUAUCUUUACAGAGACUUUGGGUUACAGCAUAUAACAAAUGUAUCCAAGUCAAGAGGCCAGAACAAAAACUACAAUCCAGACCUACAACUGUGAGCAUCGCAUUUAAACGAAUCUUUGAAGUCGCCAAAGCAACUAGAUUCUAUGCAUGAAUUCAAAGUCUCCAGUCUACAGAUAACAAGCACUGUUUACUAUGCCUCUCGAAAUGAUUUCUUGGAUGAUUUGAUUCAUGAUGUUAGCAAAGAGGAAGACGAAGAAGAGAACGAAGUGCAACAAGAGGAAGCACAACAAGAAGAAAACGAAGUGCAACAAGAUGAAACACAACAAAAAGGAAAUGAAGUGCAACAAGAGGAAGAGGAAGAGGAAGAGGAGAGUCAAAAAGGAAAUGAAAUACACAAGAAAUUGCUCAAUAAAGUAGAGCAUGAUGAGUUGGAGAAGCUGGCUAAGUCUUCAUGCAUCAAUCUACUUAACGAAAAUCAUCGAUCUUAUACGUCUCUGUCUUUAUCAGAAGAAUAUUUCAAUGAUAUUAAAUCAGAAUGCUUCAGUCGACAAUCUCACUUCGACAAUUACUUAACAUCUAUCAUGUAUGAAACAAUCAAUAACUUGUUUGAUGAGCUUAAGCAAUUUCAGUUCGACUCUGAUGCCGCAGAUAUAAUUGCAUAUUUAGAUAGCGAGAAGAAUAAGGAGACAAACAAAGAAAACGAAAAGUAUAUCUUGCUUUCUAUUGUUAGUUCAAUCAUCAACAAUUUCAAUUUAUGGAAGAAAGAGGAAAAGCUUUCCGAAAAUACAUAUUUACGCAAAUUUGCAGAAAUUAUUGACAUCUUAUUUAAGAAAACAAACCUUUUUAUCAAAGAUGGAGAAAACGUCUGCGAAGCAUCAAAGCGAAUGCAAAUUAUGAAUGAUGGCGAUGUCACAUAUGGCAGACGAUUGGACAUGAUUGUAGCCAGUGAGCAAGAUGACAGAGAUAUCGAGCUUUGUUCUUUAGAAUUUAAAAAAGGCGAUGCACCUUAUGCAACAUUAUUGUAUCAGCAAAGCAAAAAUCUCAGAAUUAAUGCUUGCAUUCUGAAUGAAAUCCACCUUUUGACAUUUGACGAAAGUAUUUCUAUUGCUUAUCUGGACUUUGCAGGACGAAAUGCGUAUAUUUCUCAGAUCUUCAGAAUGGAUGAUAAAUAUAUUGCUCACGAAGUUGGUAAAGUGGCUUUCAUCAAGAAUUUGCUGGAACUAGACACACUUCGUAAAACAAUGUUCAAUCUGUUUAGAUGGAAAAGAAGUCUGGUCAGUAAUAGCAACAUAGUUUCAUUAGCCAACCUCAAUCAAUGCAACAAAUUUGCUCUUGCCGAUAUCAGUAAUGCUUUCAUUCAAAGCUCAAGGUUUUCUACUACUCAUAAUGUCAAGCCAGCACAGAUAUUUAUGUCUCCCAGCAACACUGGAAAAAGGACUCGAGGUGUAUUUGAGCAGGAUAAUUAAACAUUUCUCAGCUAAUAAAAACAUAUAUCGAUCAUUACACAAUGAC
This is a messenger RNA of Gilbertella persicaria, 1689 nucleotides long. RefSeq lists its product as uncharacterized. The record is from RefSeq and is a predicted model, not a curated record. The transcript is spliced from 5 exons. Bases 321 to 1643 code for a protein of 440 amino acids. NCBI's taxonomy places the organism in Eukaryota, Fungi, Mucoromycota, Mucoromycetes, Mucorales, Choanephoraceae.